Medicago truncatula (barrel medic) is the source of this 861-nucleotide messenger RNA. RefSeq lists its product as uncharacterized. The transcript has 3 exons. Bases 1 to 861 code for a protein of 286 amino acids. Gene Ontology annotation, molecular function: DNA-binding transcription factor activity; DNA binding. Gene Ontology annotation, cellular component: nucleus. Lineage: Eukaryota; Viridiplantae; Streptophyta; Magnoliopsida; Fabales; Fabaceae. The record is from RefSeq and is a predicted model, not a curated record. Gene Ontology annotation, biological process: regulation of DNA-templated transcription.
AUGAGCAAGGUCCUCAUGUGGACCAUCACAGCUCACACAACUUAUGGGACAUUGCACUCCUUUAUCUUGAAGUCGAACUCUGAGGCUGUUCCAAAGAAAAUUCUGGAGAUCAUGAAUAUACCAAACUUGACCAGAGAAAAUGUAGCAGGUCACUUACAGUAUAUGAUCACAAUACUUGCAGAAGUAUCGCAUAUUUCUGCGAGAUGUUGCAGAGAAAGGAAUGGUUGGAGGCUAUCUCACAGAGCUCUAACAUCAAUGUUUGCAUCAGGUCUAUCGAGUUCUGUGAUCAGAGAAAUAUUUGCAUACACUUCAAUAUCAAACAAGAGGUACAAACAAUGUUUGCAUACACUGGCAUAUCAAACAAGAGGUACAAACAAUGUUUUUAACCAUUUUAACCAAUUUCCAACACAUCAUGUUCCUCAAGUUAGGCUUGUAAAAUCAAAGUUGGAAGCCGAUGUUGUUGCGGAGAAUAAUGGCCAUGGUCAAAACAGGUUUGGAAUAAACUCUUCAAACCUUCCAUUUUUUCAAGCAAAAACCUCAUUCCAUGAUGGUGCUUCCACUAGCUUUUCAUCAUAUAGAGGUGAACAAGGAUUGAUGGUUUCUUCUUCUUCAAGUUUCUUAGCAAGGGAUUUUAAAUUUGGUGACAUUAGAAACCAAAAUCACCGUGUUAAAAAUUCAAACUUUGGAUUUUUUAUAAGAACUAAUGUCAUGCCUCAUAAGUUUACUUCUGAUGUAAGAAACAAUAAUCCUUUUGGAAUUCAGCUGAAUAAUGGAGCAGAAAUGGUUGGAAUUGGAACUAUGAACAAUGGAUUAAGGGCUCUAGUGAAAAUAACAAUGAAAGGAGUCAAAAUGAAAAUAUGA